AUGCAUGGUCGACCAGGGGUUGGGUUUGGAACCGGUGGCAGGGAAGCUGGAGAGGUGGUGAAUGGAAUGGGCGCGAAGAGGCAGAGGCUUGGUAUGACAUGGCCACUGAUGAAGGUGAAGGGGUGCAGACAUGUGCAGACUGGACGACCCCUGACUGUCUACAGCCAACCUGGUGAACCUGAACCAGAGCCGAAACGCAUCCAGGCCAAGAAGAGACCCAGACCGCCCGCAGAAGAUCCACCAGAACACCUGCUUUGCAGAGCCUUCCUUCAGAGCCAUACGGUUCCGCAACCCAAGGCCAUGGCCAUGCCAAACAAAGAGGCUGGAAGAUCGACUGUUAUUCUUCCACCCAGGCUCCCUGAAAGCACCACUUCGGCUUCCAGUUCGAUCAGUGGAGGCACUCGGUACACCUGGUCAGUGAGAAAGAUGCCGUGGCAAGUGGCUCGGCGACUUGCUGAGUGGACGGAUGGCAACUUGACUGAGGCACAGACUCAGAUUAUCCAAGCCAUGAAGCGUUGUUCUCGUGGUAAGGCAAGCGAUGGCAACUGA
Messenger RNA from Cladocopium goreaui, 549 nucleotides. NCBI's taxonomy places the organism in Eukaryota, Dinophyceae, Suessiales, Symbiodiniaceae. The record is from the annotation of a GenBank genome assembly.